AACAGAGUUCACAUAAGAUUCACUCACUUCACUUACUCUGUUUCCAUGCUUCCUAGUGUUCAAACCGCUAUAACUUCACAUUCUCUAUUCCCUCUUCACAAAAAUCUAUUAUUCCCCUUCGACUGACAGACACACGUGUACUUUCUCUAUCAACACUUUGAGAAAUGGACUCAUUCAGUUUCAACAACCUUCAGGCAGAGAAAGCCAACGCAAUCAUAAAACACCGCAAGCUUCGAAGGAUCACAAGCUUGUUACGCUUCGUGGAGGUGUGUGCUGUUUUGCUGUUGAUUUCAAGGUUUUCUCUGAAGCUACCAGUUGCAGUAAAAAGCUCCAGUGAAUACUUUAGGGACUUGUCACUCUUCAUGAAUAGUCCUCGCUUUAUUUUUCUCAUUGGAAACGUCAUCAUCAUCACACUCUUCGCUCAGUUCUCUGCUCAGGGUUCUGAAAGAAACGUUCCAGAAUCUGAUCUUUAUCAAGAAUUCAUCAAGAACACGAAGAAUCAAGGAGACCCAGAAAAGCAGAAAAUAAAAACAGAGGACGUAAUCGAUGAAGACAAAAGGAAAUACCCAGAAACAGAGAAACAGAGGAUGAAAACAGGGGAAGCGAAUAUUGGUUUGGAGAAGCGUUACAGAAGGUGUCAAACGGAGAUUUUAAGUGAGAAACGACGUCGUGUGCUACGUAGGUGUGACACCGAGAUUAAUAAGAAGAGCGUUGAACGUGAACGCGAUUCUCGUAAGGACGUGGCACGGAUUUGUUACCCUGAAGAUAAAAUGAGCAACGAGGAGUUUCGUCGCACUGUGGAGGCUUUCAUUGCCAAGCAACAGAGGAUGCAAAGAGAAGAAGAUUAUCAUUUAGUUUAA
Abrus precatorius (Indian licorice) is the source of this 860-nucleotide messenger RNA. RefSeq lists its product as uncharacterized. Lineage: Eukaryota; Viridiplantae; Streptophyta; Magnoliopsida; Fabales; Fabaceae. The record is from RefSeq and is a predicted model, not a curated record. The coding region runs from base 165 to 860 and encodes 231 amino acids. The transcript has a single exon.